AUGUCGGACCCUUUACUUACGUCGCUAUGUUCAAUUUGCCACAUAUCACCCCCCAAGUAUAAAUGCCCGCGAUGCGGCACGCGCACAUGCUCCCUGCCGUGCACGAAGAAGCACAAGGCCUGGGCCGAGUGCCCUGGCACCCGCGACCCGACCGUCUACAAGGCGCGCAAGGACCUGCGGACGGCGGCGGGCAUCGACCACGACUACAACUUCCUCCACGCGAUGGAGGUCUCGAUGCAGCGGACGGAGAAGCACCUGGUCGAGGACAGGGGUCUCGUCCAGACGGAGGAGCUGCGCCCGCUGACCAUGCAGGAGGUCAAGUGGAAGGCCGGCCGCGACGGCAGGAAGCGCAAGGUGCUGGUGACGAGGGUGCUGCGGGAGGCGAAGGGCAGGGUGUUUGAGCGGUUCCUGGCGCACGGGCUGAGGAGGCUGAACAUACGCAUCCUCUGCGCGCCGAGGGGGAUGUCGCGGGAGCAGGAGAACAAGACGACGCUGAACAGGAGGUCCGGGCGGAUCAAUUGGCAGGUGGAGUGGCUCGCCUUCGACGACGCCGAGGGGGACUCGAAGACGGGGGAACGGGCGACGACGCGGAUAUUAUCCAAGGCCAUGGAUGAUGUGCCGUUGUACCGAGCUUAUAAGGAUAUGCUGGACGGGCAAAAGAGGCUGGCGAACAAGCUGGCGGGCAUAUCGGUCAGCGGACGCACCGGCAUCCAGCACAUGUCUGCUGCUACCUGGUUCCCGGCCCCGAGCACGCUGCAAGAGCCUGGAACUGGAUCCUGGGUCUCCGCCGAGUCUGUGUUCGCAACGGGGACUUGGCCUUCCGACGAGGAGGCUGAGCUGCAGCGGCUGCAUUGCUUCUACCUGGCGAACCCGCGACAGCGCCCGGAUCAUAUUCAAGUGGUUACGAAGAUUGAGUCGGGCGAUUGCUUGCGAGAAAUUCUACGGAACACAAAUGUCUACGAAUUUCCUACCGUGUAUGUCCUCCCGCAGGGACAGGCACUCCCCGCAGGCUUUGUCUUGGGGCCCAAGGACAUGAAUCAAGAAUCGACAUUGCCUUUGCGCGCAGGGAACAAGCGGAAAGGCGUGCCUGACCGAAACAACAAUGCGUCGCGCGUUACUAAGAAGAGGAAGCAAGACGCAGAGGCAGGCGAGAUUGGCAGCGACGAAGACGAGGUGGACGGCGAUGCAGAGGAUGACGCUGGCCCGAGUAACCAAUCGGUUGGGCUUGAGCUAGGGGAGGUGCUUGAGGAGCAGAGCUUUGGGGAGGAGGAUGACGAUGAUGAUUCGCCUACGAGCAGCUCCGGGUCAGACAGUGAUGACGACUGA
This is a messenger RNA of Clonostachys byssicola, 1326 nucleotides long. The record is from the annotation of a GenBank genome assembly. NCBI's taxonomy places the organism in Eukaryota, Fungi, Ascomycota, Sordariomycetes, Hypocreales, Bionectriaceae.